Molecule: messenger RNA, 666 nt
Organism: Capsaspora owczarzaki ATCC 30864
Lineage: Eukaryota; Filasterea; Ministeriida; Capsasporidae
Exons: 3
Coding region: 1-666 (221 amino acids)
Source: RefSeq, a predicted model, not a curated record
AUGUCUCGGAAUUCUCGGUCUGAGCCCCGCUCCGAGGCCGCGGUCAGUGCUGCUUUCACAGACAUUCAUCAAGUCUCGCCUGGCGAUAUGGUGCGAGCUCUCGCACUUCUGUCCAAGCUGCCGCACGCGUCUGAGAAAGUGCAGGCUUAUGUAACGCGGUCAAUGUUUGUGUAUCGCAAAAAGAUCAGGCAGCCUUGGGAAGAUUUGUCAAAGGUCAAGGCCAACAAGGGCGCGUUCAAACUGUACACCGGCUUCUAUCUCGCAACGUCGUGGGAAGCAGUCAAAAAGUCCUUCGACGUUCUUUGCGGUACAUAUCGCUAUCGCGCGCUAUGUGCUGCCGAGAAUUGCGCUCCACAACCGGUGUCUGAACCUCCUGUCGAAGUCGAUGACGAGUUGAAGAUUUUGCUGGUGACUUACAUCGAGACCAUCAUCACGAGCAUCAUCCUGGAGCUCAAUGAUGCAGAAGGAUGGAAGGAGGAGGCUUCUCGAUUGGCACGGUUUCCCCAAGCCCAGCUCACCUUCGAUUUCAUAGGCAACGCUAUUGAGUUGAUGCAGAGUCUUCACACUCUCACCAACGGUCGUCAGCGUUAUCGAGACAUCAUCAACUCUACCCUCGCCUUCCAGGACACGAUCUACGAGCUACCCAGCACAAAGACUGACUUCUGA